Molecule: messenger RNA, 3816 nt
Organism: Eimeria mitis
Lineage: Eukaryota; Apicomplexa; Conoidasida; Eucoccidiorida; Eimeriidae
Source: RefSeq, a predicted model, not a curated record
AUGCUAUCCUACACGCCUCUGUCUCCCAGUGCACAAACUAAAGCGGCAGCAGGGAAAGAAGAUGCUGCUGCUUCUGCUGCUGCUGCUGCUGCUGCUGCUGCUGCUGGAUCAGCAGCAGCAGGAGAAGAAGCGUCUGGCGCUGCUGCUGAUGCUUCUGCUGCAGCAGAAGAAACAGCAGCAGGAACAACUGCAGCAGCAGCAGGAGCGGAGAUGCAGGCUGUGGUGGGGCGCGUUAGUUAUGUGCUGCUGGUGACGCACAGGCCGCGGGGAAGUGCAGCAGCAGCAGCAGCGGGAGAAGCUGCAGCAGCAACAGAAGAGGAGUUAGCAGCUGCAGCUGCAGCAGAGCAGCAGCAGCAGCGGGAGAAGCUGCAGCAGCAACAGAAGAGGACGAGCAGCAGCAGCAGCAGAUGUGUGCAGCAGCAAUACGAAGAGCAGCAGCACAUGACCCCUUCUCUCCAUCCGCAGCAGCACGCGCUGCUGCCUCUUUUGAGAGAAUCACAGCAGCAGCAGCACCAGCAGCAGCAGCAGCAGAACCAGCAACAGCAGCAGCAGCAGCAGCAGCAGCAGAGAGAGAGAUUGCAUGCGCAUCACGCGCCACUUCCUGGCGCCCCCCUCUACUGUCGAUGCUCUCCUCGGGCUCGCGCUGCGCGCAUCACGCGCCACUUCCUGGCGCCCCCCUCUACUGUCGAUGCUCUCCUCGGGCUCGCGCUGCAGCAGCAGCAGCAGCAGCAGCAGCGGCAGCAGCAGCAGCAGGGAGAAAGCAGUUCAGCUGCUUCGGCUGCUGAGCCCUCGGUGGGGGGUGAUGGGGCCCCCUCAUCUGGCGAUAUAGAAGCGGCUGCGCUGCAACACUUGCUGCAGCAUGUGGUGCCUCUGCUCUCUCCAGCCCAAGUAGAACGCAGCCGUGCUGCUGCUGCUGCUGCUGCUGCUGCUGCAGCCGCAGCAGCAGCAGCAGGAGACAGAGCCGUGCUGCAGCAGCUGCUGCGCCCCGUGUUAGCUGUAGACACGGGGCUGUGGGGCGGCGCUGCUGGGGGCUUCGCUAUGCAGCACGGGGGGCUGCGCACGGCGUUGUAUGUGGGCCCCUCGAACUUCACUCUAGAGAUUAAACCCCUUCUCUUAUCUGCUGCUGCUGCUGGCUGCUGCUGCUGCACUGACACGGGGGCCCCCAGGCAGCAGCAACACGCUGCUAGUUCCAGGGGGGCCCCACACCAGCAGGGGGGCCCCGCAGACCCUGUCCAUGCAGAAGAGGGCUCAACGGGCCUGGGCGGACAGAAGGAGGGAGGGGAAGGGGGUUCUGCUGCUGCUGCUGCUGCUGCUCCUGCUGCUGACACGGGGGGCCCCAGGCAGCAGCAACACGCAGCUAGUUCCAGGGGGGCCCCACACCAGCAGGGGGGCCCCGCAGACGCUGUGCAUGCAGAAGAGGGCUCAACGGGCCUGGGAGAACAGAACGAGGGAGGGGAAGGGGGUUCUGCUGCUGCUGCUGCUGCUCCUGCUGCUGCACUGAUGCUUGCUGCGCACUACGACUCUGCUCCGUCUUCGCCUGGCAUCAGCGACGACCUGGGGAUGUGCGCGGUGGCUCUGGAGGUGGCGCGUGCUGCGGUGUACAGACACCUGAGAUAUGUACACAGACAGCAGCAGCAGCUGUGGGGCCUGCAGCAGCAGGAUAUGCAGCAACAGCAACAGCAACAGCAACAAGAUCAAUGCCUCGCUGCUCCCCUCAUUGUUAACCUCAACGGGGCCGAAGAGGUGAUGCUGCUGGCUGCGCAUGCAUUCGCCUCGCAGCACCCCGCUGCUCGCCGCGUUCGUGUUGCUGUUAACUUGGAGGCUUCAGGCUCCCGCGGGGGCUCAUACCUGCUGCAGGCCCAUCUGGGGCUCCUUGACGGCACUAGCGGCCCCGCUGGUCGUGCAGGGGAGGCGCUGCUGCACACGGACUUGCUGCUGAAUUUCGCGGUGUUGCUGCCGGUGGUGUUGCUGCUGCCCGCUGUUCUCUGUCCCUCAAUAUUCUAUUUGUUGCACUGCUCAAAGCGCCCCCCCCACCACGGCCUGAAGGCAGCCACGGCCCCUCGACCUGCAGAGGAGAGCCGCUGGCGCUAUAGGGGGUUGUGGGUAGCUGCUGCUGCAGUGGCUAUUGCUGUUGCUGUUGCUGUUGCUGCGCUGAACACUUCGCCAGUGCUUCUUCCUCCCCUCGUAGACGUGCCUUUGGAGCAGCAGCAGCGAGAGGCUGAGGGUCGCCAGUCUGCUGCAACACGAAGUGAAGAAGGCGGCACAGAAGGAUCUGUCGUACCGUUGCUGCCCGCCUCAACAGAAGAAGAGCUUCGACAGCAGCAGACGCACUCCCAGUCGAAGGCACACCGUUCGCUCCUAGCUCUGCUGCCCUUCAGCCUUGGCCACUACAUUUUGCCUUCUCAGGGCUUCCCCUUCUCCCCAGAGAGGCCGCUACAGCUGCACUUUGUUCUUUUUAGACGCGCAAAAAUCACCGGCUUACCUUCCCCCUCCAGCAGCAGCGAUAGCAGCGAAAGAAACGACACAGACAAAGGCCAAGACCAGGCAUCGUUCGCAACUGAUACAGAAGAAGCAGCAGCAGCAACAGCAGAAGCCGGAGCAGCAGCAUCAUCAAGUACCUCACGCUUUGCUCCUGAGUUGGAGCCUUUCUCGGUUACGCACUACACUCCUCCCCUCGUGCGCCACUCCACCCAAGGCGUUGCUGUGAUGGGUUUGGGGCCGCAAGUGUUUUGGAAUCCAGCGUUUGCUGACGCUCCUCAUGUGCUCUCUACAGUGCGUAGCGCCAUGGUGGCUGCUGAAGCAGCAGCUGCCUUCGACUCUCUGAAUGAAACCCCAGAAACUUCUUCUUCUUGCAAUUCAGCUGCUACAGGGGACUUGAAACAUAUCAACAACACGGGGACAAAUUCACGUGAUACAGCAGGUGAGGGUGCUGCCGCUGCAGCAAUCGACAAGAACGCGGUUGCAGCUGAAAAAGAUAAUAACGGCAACAAUUCGGGUGAUAAUAGAACGUCUCGAUGCUCGGAAGCAAAACCACAACCCUCGUUUCUUCUCAUGGAAGAAUCCCCUUCACAGAAAGCCCCCUUGACACUCGCCCACCUCCAUAGGUUGAGCACAACUCGCACGCAUUGGAGUCUGUACACGGAUUCACAGGCGUUUCUCCCUCCACCCAAGCCCACGGGAGGUAGCCGCGUGUUUAGCCAUGGGCUCCGAGGCGAAUUGGACAUACACUACGAGUGCGUUGCCGAGGCGAAUGACGAAACGCGCCUGAGGCUGCUCAUCGGAGGAGCUUCGCUGCUGGCUCUUGCGCUGCCGGCCGCCGGCCUUAAAAGGUGGAAUUUGGAACGCCAGGCACCGCUGCGGCGGCUUCAGCAGUGCGAUUGCUACAUCAUCACUCUAGCCAACCCAUUGCCCCCCGUCAUGACGAAACUUGAAUUCUUCUUUCAUGGGCACAUACCGGUCCGUUUCACAACGCGUUCGGGUUUGUUCGACGUAACGGCACCAAACACAGCCUGCGCAGAAACGCCAUUGUUCAGGGCUGUUCAGCACUUUCCCGCUCCUCCUCCUCGUGCCCAGGCGGAAGAUGAUCGGGUUUCGCACUUGAAAGCUGCGUCAGAAGGGGGUAAGGCCGACGGCGGUACCCUGUAUCUUGACAAAGCGUCUGAGUCUGGGAUCCCCGCUCAGAGUCCCCUCGAUACUUUUUGGGAGAGGCUACUCAAUGCGCUGCCGCCGCAUAUAGCUGCGGCCGGCAGUUAUGCCGAUGCAGCGGAGUGGGAUUUGCCGCCUGCACCGUUUUCCGCGAAGUUUGCUUUCGACUGA